UCUUCCGACGAUUCUCACGUGUGUUUCACGACGUUACAGGCAUGCCGCAAAUUUGAUGUUUCUGCCUUUUAAUUAGAAAUAAUAACCGACGAAAUGAAGAAGCUCAGAGUGAAAACCAAUACCAAGGGAAAGCGCUGGACCAAAGGUCACAGCUGCGUUUCCAAUCCGGAAGCGACCAAGUACAGAGAUGCGGCCAAAUCCAGGUUCUUCCAGCCCAACUUGGUCCCUACAAGUUCCAAACCAGGCACGCUCACCUACGAUGCACUCAGGAGACACGAUGUCAUGCAGAGCGGCGCCAAGAGCGGCCCUUCGAGCACAACGGAAUCAAUGUCUGAAGGAGUUCAGUCGAGCAAAACGUUUGCAAGCGACUGGAGCAACUGUUCCAACAAGUCCUUUGACAGUUUCUUGAGAGGAUUUCAAGCUUCAAAUGAACUACAUCAAGAAAUGCUGGCAGUUCUGGCUGGAAUCACCGAAGUAAUCAAAGCCAAUGGAGGCUCUGAGACAGCCAAUGAGUAUUUUGGAGCCUUGAUGACGUCCUUAGACGAGUGCGACAACGAGAACAGUUGUGCAGCAGUUCUGGCUUUAAUUGCUCUUGUGAUCAAGAAAGUCUCCCCAAAUAUUAUUAAACUGAAGUUUAAUGAAAUCGCCACUAGUCUUUUCAAGAAUCUAGAAAAAUUCUCUGGAUCUGAAAAUGCUAUUGUUCUGAAAGCGCUAAUUGUUUGUCUUGGCUCUGUUUUGCGGAUGCAAGAUCCUUCAGCUUGGAGUGCACCAUUAGCUGGUGAAAUUUUCAAAGCUCUUCUGGCCUAUGUAACUCACUCCAUGCCAAAAGUUCGGAAAGUUGCCCAAGCAAUCGUUACCAGCGUUUUGAGAGCCUCGGAAAGAAACGAUUCCAUGCAUCCAGCAGCUAGUGUGGCUGGACAGUAUUGUCAAUCUGUCUUGGACAGCAACGAGUGCCUGUCUGAAAUCACAAGGACACUUCACGUUGUCAACUUGCUGCGUACGGUUAUCAACCAGCUGCCAGCCCAGCAGGUCAAGGGGAUUGUUGAGAAGCUGCUGACCUUGAUGACCCUUGGAGAUGGUGUGUUGACCAAGUGUUGUCUGCAGACACUGCAAGGUUUGGUCACAGCAAGGCCUUCAACCAAGACUUUACCAUCCGACCUCAACGGCAAGCUCAUCAACGCCUUGUUUAAGUUUCAACCGUCCAGUAAUGACACGGACCUUGUUCUCAUGUGGCUCUCUGUUAUGCAUGAGGCCCUUUCCAAUCUUCUAGAGAACAAACCCCAGCUGAGUUUGGAGCAAAUUCCCCGAUUUUUCAAAGUUUGCACUGAUCUCAUGUGCCUGGGCAGCGAUAUUAGUUUAAUCGGUGGAACUGCUUUGGCUCUUAAGGUGGUUGUGUUAGAAUGCUUAGGACCCAGAGAUGCUCCUCUUGAUGCAGCAUCCACUCAGGCUCACAAGGCUGCUCUUCAGAGCUCGUUGGACUACAUGGAGCGCUGCCUGAAGUUCCAACACAAGGCCACGUGGAAGUACGUCGUUCACGUCCUGCAAGCAAUUUAUCAAGUCAUUCCUCUUGAGCAUGCAUCCAUGCUGAACAGAACUUUGGCCAUUUUGGCUGGGAUCAGACAAAAUGAUGAUCAGGUAGAUUUGGCUGCAGAAAUCGACAAAGCUAUUGGAGCUCUUGUGAAAAAUCUAGGGCCUGAACUGGUUUUGUGUAAGGUUCCACUUCAGAUUUCAGGCUACGAAACUUCAUUUGAUUUCCCGUCAAGUUGGCUGAUUCCUGUGCUGAGGGACAACAUUGAAGUCACUACUUUGGCGUUCUUCCACAAUGAAAUUUUUCCUAAAGCAGUGGCUUGCUACAAAAGGUGGAAGGAACUUGAAGGUGCUGGAGAUAAAGCUGCAGCCCACAUUUUCAAUGUCCUAUUUGUGCAGUUGUGGUCAAUUUUUCCAAGCUGUUGUACCAACCCUUCUGACUUUAAGUACUUUAAGAAAGUAGCUCAACUGCUAGGUAACACUCUGAACGAAAACGAAAUCUCUCUCGAUGUCAUGACUGGUCUACGAAAGUUAAUCACAGUCGCACUUGAAGAUGGUGACAAAAAGCAGCUUCUUGGCAACUUCAGCAAGAACUACAUCCCAAUAUUGUGCACCAUAUUUACUGACCUGGCCAGACCCGAAGGCAUCAGGUUGGCCAGUCUGGAAACCAUCAAGUGCUUUUUAAAAAUAUCUGACAGUGAAAAGCAUUAUUUGUAUUUUGACAAGGCAGUUGCUAAGUUGGACACUGAGCUUUUGGCUGCAAUGAAAGAAAGUGCCAGUGGACCAGCGGCUCAAACUAAGUCUAAAAAGCAGGCCAAGAAAAGCCGACUGGUUGCAAAUAAAGUUCAAGACUCGAUCCUACAGUUGCUCAGUGUACUGGUUCCCUACCAAGAUGAAACUAGAUUGAAGCAAAUUGCAAAUCUCUGCUCUCACCUUGUCCUCAGUGCUGACCAUUCGGAGCAGAAGAGGGCUUAUAGGAUAAUAGAGCAAAUUUGCACAUCUGAAGAUGGAGAGUGUAAAGCUUACCUUCAGAAGAACAUGGACAGGCUUGUCCAACUAAUAUCUGUUGCGGAUGAAGUUUGCAAGAAUCCUGGAAGAACUGCAAGAUGCAGGUGCCUCCUACUCCUUAGUGACCAUCUGCAGCCCCACCAAGGUUCUAUACUAAGCCAGAUGAUCACAGAAGGGUUGCUAGGUUGUAGAAACGAAAAACCUAAAUGCCGUCAAGUGGCAUUUUCCUUGCUUGUUCACUUGGGAAAAGUUCGACAGCGUUGGACUGGAGAAAACGACAGUGAUUCUAUUCUGAAUUUUGUCAAAAAAUUGCUGGAUUGCUGCAAAGAGGUGUACGCUGCAGAUUCAUUGAUGAUUUCGGCUAGCUUUUUGGCCAUUGCCUCUCUUGUCCGUCAACUCAGGGAAACCGUCCCUAUAGAAAUUCUGCCUCUUGUGAUGCCUGAAAUGUGCGCCUUUGCCAGUCAGUCUAUUCGAGAAGUGUCAAAAGCUGCGCUGAGUUUCUUCAAAUGUGCUCUGACUGUGUUUGACCCUAUAAAUUUAGGUCCUUUCAUUUCCCCAAUGGUUACAGCAAUUUGUGACAUGAAUGAAGACUGCAAACGUUAUCUAAGAUUGCCAACGAAAGAAAUCUUUGUCAGGAUUGCACGCAAGUUUGGAGUUUCAAUUUUGAACGAAUUGGUACCAGAGGAUGAUCUGGUUAUGACAAAGAGGAUCAAGAUUAUCAAGAAUAUGAGGAAAGAGUUAGAAAGGAAGGCCAGAGCAAAGAAGGCAAACCAGCAAGACAGCGACGAAGAAGAUGACUUGGACACAGAGUUCUCGCUUGGCAGAAAGCCUCAAACCAUUGAGAGUGUUUUGGCAGAUGAGUGUGAUUCUGAAGAAGAUUAUGAGAAAAUCAUGAACGAGAAUAAUGAAAAGAAACGGCCGAAGAAGCGACAGAAGCUGGACACUUGGAUUCAGGAAAGCGAAGAUGCUCUUGAUUUUACGGAUCCAACAUCAAUGCAGAGAAUUUCUGCUAAGAAACCGGGAUAUGUCUCUCAUGUGGACGCUUCAAAGAAAGAUAAAAAUAGAGGAUUCAAAGUAUCAUCUGACGGCAGACUGAUAAUUAAUGAGAGUGAUGGCGAAGAAGAGGAAGGAAUGAACAAGUUUAACCGGAAGCGAAAGAGGCAGGACAAUGAUAGUGAUGACCUUGAUGAUAUGGACGAAGCUGCUUCCCAAGUUGGACCUCGUCCUGGCCGGUAUGUGAUGGCGCCUCCACAUGGAGAUGAUCUGAGUAGGAGCAUGGAAGACCUCAGUUUGCAGCAGCAAUACAAACCAGGAGGUAGUGGAAUCCAUCGGCCAGUGCAAGGGGUGCACAGUGGCACAGAGUACAAGGCUGCAAAGGCUAAAGGAGAUGUCAAGAAAAAGGGAAAAGUAGAUCCGUAUGCUUAUAUCCCUCUCUCUGGGGCGCUUCUUAACAAAAGGAAACGUGCUAAGAACGCUGGAAAGAUCAUUCAACUGGAAAAGGCUGCUUCAAAAGGUGUUGCGAAAGGAUUAAAGGCCAAAGCCAAAACCAAGCGCACUACCAAUUUCAAAAAGAGCCGGAAAUAAAAUAAAUGUAUUCUUUUUUUGCAAUAAAUUCACACUUUCAUUGUCGAG
This is a messenger RNA of Neocloeon triangulifer, 4167 nucleotides long. Its product is annotated as RRP12-like protein. The coding region runs from base 94 to 4119 and encodes 1341 amino acids. NCBI's taxonomy places the organism in Eukaryota, Metazoa, Arthropoda, Insecta, Ephemeroptera, Baetidae. The transcript is spliced from 20 exons. The record is from RefSeq and is a predicted model, not a curated record.